AUGGCCACCCAUCUGCGCAACGAAUCGCCUUCUGGCCGGUCUAUUGCCAGUCAAGACGAUGGAGAAGGCUCAAUGCUGGGGACGGGAUUAACUUCCCGUCACCUGGAGGCUUUUGGCCGAAAGGUCACGACAACUGCAAGCCAUCUAAUGGCUCCGAGAACCGACCCGACAUUUACCACCCAUUACCAGAGCGCCAUGAGUGAUAUCCAACGGGAAUUGCGUCGCCCGGGGGUUCAGAGAAAGGUCUUUUCAUUCGCACAAACUACUCCUACAGAUCUCGUGCGAUCAAAGCUGUCAACGUCGGAAAUCCAGUAUCGUGCGCUCUCCGCUCUCCCCGAGGACCUACUUGCCAAUAUUCCGGAGGAUACAAGCACAUAUUCUUUAUUUCAAGGAUUUCAAGCAUCCUUGCCUGAAAAUGACAGCGAUUUUCGCAAAGGCCAGAGAAGACGUCGAUCUGGUGGACAGAAAUUAUUAGAAGACUCUGGAAAAGGUUCUCGUCCCUUACCUCACACUGUUGGCGCAUUAAAGCGAGAGAGGGAGUCAUUGAACAAGCGACUUGAAUUGAUGGGAACACGGAAAAAUAUGUGCAGCGCCGAAAUCCGCGAGAUAGAUAACAAGAUAUCUAAUCUCAAUCAUAUGAGAAAGAUUGUUCUAGAUCGUUUGGCUGGGUUGGAAAUGGAUGAAGCAGACUUAGAGCAUGAGUUGGUGCAGCUGGAUAAUAAACUUGAAGACAUGGAAGAAAGCACUGACGAGCCUAUUCCCGGCGAGUCAACACCAAGGACAAGGGAUACAGAAACAACAUCAAAUCGAGCCGAGGACGAAGAAGCGGAAGCUUCGUUCAUGUCCGAGUCCAUUUAUGAAAAGAUUCCGUCUCCAAAAAGCUGGAGGCAUAAGGGAACGAGAAAAAGGUCGAUGCCUAUAUUGCACGAACAUUUUGACUCCGGCUCCAUGAUUAGAGAAAUACAAGCACAUAAUGAUAUGAUAACCGCGUUGGACUUUGAUGUUCCCUUUGGUACCAUGGUCAGUGCAGCUUUGGACGAUACUGUAAGAGUUUGGGACUUAAAUCUGGGUCGGUGUAUGGGGUUUCUGGAAGGACAUCAUGCUUCUGUGAGGUGCUUACAAGUCGAUGAUAACCUUGUGGCUACUGGUUCUAUGGACGCAUCGAUACGACUCUGGGAUCUAAGCCGUGCAAGUUAUGCCCCAAGAGAUUCUCGGAUAAAUAAGGACGAAGAAGAAGACGACGACGAUGCGCUUGGUUUUGAAGAUCCGUCAGCGGAACCCCCGCCGCCUCCCCCUUCUAGCAUGGAUGAAUGCCCUCUGUUUUGCCUGGAAGCACACGUUGAUGAGGUAACUGCACUACAUUUCCGUGGUGAUACUCUGAUAUCGGGUUCUGCUGAUAAAACCUUACGGCAAUGGGAUCUGGUCAAAGGCCGAUGCGUCCAGACAUUGGACGUUCUGUGGGCGGCCGCUCAGGCGUCGUCGGCAAUAGGAGGAGGAGAGGCUCAAUGGCGGCCGGCAGGCCGACUUCCGGACGCAUCUGCAGACUUUGUUGGCGCAUUGCAAUGUUUUGAUGCUGCACUGGCAUGUGGAACAGCAGAUGGAAUGGUUCGUUUAUGGGAUCUGCGGAGUGGUCAAGUCCACAGAAGUCUUGUUGGCCAUACGGGGCCAAUAUCUUGCCUGCAAUUCGAUGAUGUUCACUUAGUGACCGGCAGUUUGGACCGGAGUAUACGGAUAUGGGACCUGCGUACGGGAUCAAUAUAUGAUGCAUAUGCAUAUGACCACGCCGUGACUAGCAUGAUGUUUGACUCACGUCGGAUAGUUUCUGCUGUGGGAGAAGAUGUUGUCAAGGUGUACGAUAAGGCUGACGGACGCCAUUGGGAUUGCGGUGCCGGGGUAACUGCAGAGGAAGAAGGUAAUACCCCGGCAGCAGUUGAACGGGUUCGGAUCAAGGAUGGAUAUUUGACAGAGGGUAGGAAAGAUGGAACUAUCGGAAUCUGGACGUGUUGA
Messenger RNA from Ophidiomyces ophidiicola, 2007 nucleotides. RefSeq names its product Mitochondrial fission protein (gene MDV1). Gene Ontology annotation, cellular component: transcription repressor complex; nucleus. The coding region runs from base 1 to 2007 and encodes 668 amino acids. The transcript has 5 exons. Gene Ontology annotation, molecular function: protein binding. The record is from RefSeq and is a predicted model, not a curated record. NCBI's taxonomy places the organism in Eukaryota, Fungi, Ascomycota, Eurotiomycetes, Onygenales, Onygenaceae. Gene Ontology annotation, biological process: negative regulation of transcription by RNA polymerase II.